This is a messenger RNA of Diachasma alloeum, 3386 nucleotides long. Its product is annotated as multidrug resistance-associated protein 4. The record is from RefSeq and is a predicted model, not a curated record. Gene Ontology annotation, molecular function: ATP hydrolysis activity; ATP binding; ABC-type transporter activity. Gene Ontology annotation, cellular component: membrane. Gene Ontology annotation, biological process: transmembrane transport. Lineage: Eukaryota; Metazoa; Arthropoda; Insecta; Hymenoptera; Braconidae.
AUGGGAAUGAGAUUGCGAAUAGCGAGUUCUUCCUUGAUCUACCGAAAGAUUUUGAAGUUAUCCAGAAGUUCAGCAAACAGAACCACCAGUGGUCAGAUAAUAAACUUAUUAUCCAACGAUGUAGCAAGAUUUGAUCAAGUAUUCACACUUCUUCACUCUUUAUGGAUAAUUCCGCUUCAGAGUGCAGCGAUAGCAUAUUUAAUCUGGCAGAAUGUAGGAAUGGCAACUCUGGCUGGAAUUUUUCUCCUUCUGAUGCAAACGGUACCUGUUCAAGGAUACCUGAGUGGACUGACAGCUAGACUUCGGGCUAAAGUGGCAGUGCGCACUGACGAGCGUGUGCGACUGAUGAGUGAAAUAAUAACUGGAGUACAAGUGAUUAAAAUGUACACGUGGGAGAAGCCCUUCCUCCGGUUGGUUUCACUCGCGAGGAAACACGAGAUUGAUGUUCUCACUGUAAUGUCAUACUGGAGAGGAACAAUACGAGCAUCGCUGGUGUUCACGGAACGAACAACUUUGUUCUUCACAGUAAUGACGUAUGUGCUUUUAGGGCACACUAUAUCAGCAGCCAAAGUCUUCUCCAUGGCGCAGUGUGAUAUAAAUAUAACAAUAAAGUCUGGCACGCUGACUGCAGUGGUGGGUCCAGUCGGCGCCGGCAAGAGUUCUUUAUUGCAAUUGAUUCUUGGAGAAUUGCAUUCGACUCAUGGCCACGUGACAGUUGGGGGAUCAGUGUCAUAUGCUAGUCAGGAGCCCUGGCUAUUUGCUGGAAGUGUGAGGAAUAAUAUACUCUUUGGACAGCCUUACGAUGAGGCGAGAUAUCGUCAAGUGGUGCGUGCUUGCGCAUUGACCAAGGACUUUAUACAACUUCCUCAAGGUGAUAGAACACUGGUGGGUGAGCGUGGUACGUCACUCAGUGGUGGACAACGCGCUAGAAUUAAUCUCGCAAGAGCUGUUUAUCAAAAAGCUGAUAUUUAUCUUUUCGAUGAUCCUCUGUCGGCUGUUGACGCACACGUUGGUAGAAGUUUGUUUGAAGAAUGCUUCAUGGAAUAUUUGGCGGAUAAAACGAGGAUUCUAGUUACUCAUCAGGUGCAGCACCUCAAGGAUAUCGAUUUCAUCGUCAUGUUGAACCAUGGAGUUGUUGAGAAGCAGGGGAGUUCCGAGGAUUUUGGGCAGGAUGAUUUCGCAAUACUGCAUGUUGAUGACGAGGUGGAGCAAGAGGAAAAGGAGAUGAAGGAGGACGCAUUUGGUAACGGGAAAGGACCUUCAAUCCCUCAAGUGUCUUACUAUUCGAGGGUUGAUAAAGAGGAGAAGGAGGAAGUCGAACCCAAGGAGACGGAAGAACUCAUGGGCAAGGGGAAAAUCUCAAAAUCACUAUUUUGGAACUACUUCAAGUCCUCUGGCAGUUAUUUUCUUCUUUUCAUGUUUUUUGUGUUUUUGCUGCUGGGGCAGUUGGGGAGCAGUGGCUCGGAUUACUGGGUUGCUUAUUGGACUCGCCAGGUGGACUUGCAACAGACCAGUGGAAUCGCGCAGAACUAUUCUUUUAGAAAUGAGUCUCUCCACACUGUUGACGAUGAAAAUGCCACGUAUUUUGGAAAUGGAUCGACUCCCUCGAUCAAUCCAGGAGUUUUCGGACAUAUUGAUCAUCAUUAUGACAAUAACACAGCACUUUGGAUUUAUGGGAUAUUGGUAGCAGCAUGUACUAUUUUCACAACAGCUAGGAAUCUGGUGUUCUUCAAAGUUUGCAUGAAUGCAGGCAAAAAUAUCCACGAUCAAAUGCUCAGAUGUUUGCUGCAGGCACCAAUGAGGUUCUUUAAUAGCAAUCCUUCAGGACGUAUAGUCAACCGUUUUGCCAAAGACGUAGGAUGCAUUGAUGAACUUCUGCCGAACGCGGUGUUAGAUUCUAUCCAGAUAUUUGCAGUGAUGAUCGGCAUAUUAUCUCAAGUGCUCAUCAUCAACUGGUGGACCGUGUUCCCAACAGCAGUGGUGGGCUACUUCUAUUGGAAAAUAAGAAAUUUAUUCUUGGCAACUGCGCAGGAUCUGAAACGACUGGAAGGAAUCACAAAGAGUCCAGUUUUUUCUCAUGUCAAUGCCACACUCGCCGGAUUGACGACCAUUCGAUCCGCUGGGGGACAGGAGAUGUUACGAAAGGAAUUUGAUAACCAUCAGGAUGUUCACACCAGUGUUAACUCGUUGUUGAUCUCUACUUGUACGGCUUUUGGGCUUUGGCUGGACGCUGUGACUAUUGUCUUCGUUGCUUUCAUCACUUAUAGUUUUAUCAUUCUCAAAAAUGAUUCAACAUUCGCUGGAAAUGUUGGCCUGGCAAUAUCCCAAAUUUUGAUUCUCUGUGGGAUGGUUCAAAAUGGAAUGCGUCAGACUGCAGAAAUGGUGGCGCAAAUGACAUCAGUGGAGCGUGUAUUACAGUACACUAGAUUGGAGAAGGAAGAGCCCUUCGACAGUGAAGUUAAUUCAAGGCCACCAACAACUUGGCCGCAUCAGGGACGAAUUGAAUUUGAUCACGUCUACUUGAGGUAUUCCGUCGACGAUGCGCCAGUCUUGAAGGAUUUGAGGAUUUGUAUAGAGCCGGGCAUGAAGGUGGGAGUUGUGGGCCGCACGGGGGCUGGUAAAUCAUCACUCAUAGCAGCACUCUUCAACUUAGCGAAACUUGAAGGUGCUAUUCGUAUUGAUGGAGUUGAUACAAAGAAGAUCGGCCUGCAUGACUUGAGAAGAAAAAUAUCCAUAAUACCACAGGAACCAAUGCUAUUUUCAGCAACACUGCGUGAUAAUUUGGAUCCCUUCCAUCAAUUCAAGGACGAUCAACUCUGGGCUGCUCUGGAAGAAGUGGAGCUGAAGGAUCACAGUCAGUCCCUGGAUUAUCUAGUCACCCAAGGUGGUACCAAUUUCAGCGCUGGCCAGCGACAAUUGCUCUGUCUAGCCCGAGCUAUUGUCAGGAAUAAUAAAAUAAUCGUACUGGAUGAGGCGACUGCCAACGUUGAUCCAGCUACUGACGCUCUCAUACAGCGAACAAUUCGCGAGAAAUUCAAGGACUGCACAGUUUUGACGAUAGCACACAGACUCAAUACUGUUAUGGAUAGCGAUCGAAUUCUCGUGAUGGAUUACGGUCAAGUUGUGGAAUACGAUUCUCCUCACGUGCUCUUACAAAAAGACGGGUACUUGACGAGAAUGGCGAAUGAAACGGGUGCUGCUGUGGUUGAUAGAUUGAAAAAGAUAGCGGAAGGAGCUCAGAAACCAAUCGCUCCGCAUACGUAACUUGACAAAUUUGUUCAAAUGACUAGUGAAAAUCCCACGUUCAGAACAAUCUUCAGUGAGUCACUGUAAUAAAUUGGUCGGAACUAUGCAAUAAAGACUGUUGUGCAUUAACAAAAAAUUAA